Molecule: messenger RNA, 894 nt
Organism: Aureobasidium uvarum
Lineage: Eukaryota; Fungi; Ascomycota; Dothideomycetes; Dothideales; Saccotheciaceae
Source: the annotation of a GenBank genome assembly
AUGGCCCCUCCUCCUCCUGCAAACCUUCCGCUCCAGGAGCGCAUGCUCCAGCUCGUGCAGACGCUGCAGUUCGCAUGGUUCGCUGGCCAUGUCACCCUCUUGCUGUCCUCGGUCCGCUACGCUCUUUCUUACGCGACCUUCAACGCCAACUCCAAGUGGGCCACCUUCUCGUACCGCACCGCUUUCGUUGCAGCCGCUGUCACGUACGGCAUUGUCGUCUUUAAGAGCUUCCGUGCUCGUGCUCGUGCCGGCAAGGCUCAGGGCGGUGCUUUCCAGAUCAUUGGCGAUGAGAACGUCCAAUACCUGGGUAAGUCUUGGUUUGCUCACAUCUCUGUUUUCAAUGCUGAUUUGUUCNNAGUCAUGGCUUUGAUCUGGCUCUGGUCUCGUCAGAUCCCUCUUGCCAUUCUGCCCUUCGCUGUCUACUCCGUCUUCCACGUUGCAACUUACACCAGAUCCAACCUCCUGCCCACUAUCCAGCCCCAGCCUGCUGUUGCUGCUGGUGAGAAGCCCAAGUCGUCUGGCCUUGCCGACACCAUUGGCCAAUUCGUUAAGAACUACUACGAUUCGUCCAUGACUCUUGUCGCUAUCCUCGAGAUUGCUCUGUGGUUCCGCCUGGGCUUCUCUGCCCUCCUUUUCCAGAAGGGCUCUUGGGUCCUGAUUGCUGUCUACACCGUCUUCCUCAGAGCUCGCUUCCACCAGAGCACCUUUGUGCAGUCGGCCGUCAACCAGUUGGGCGCUCGUGGUGACGCUAUUGCCAACCGCCAGGACCUGCCUCCUGCUGUCAGACAGGCCUGGGAUGGCCUCAAGAGCGGUAUCAAGCAAGCCGCUGACCUGACCGACAUCAACCGCUACGCUGGUGCUCAGCAGCAGGGUGUCCCCAAGAAGACCCAGUAG